AUGGAGUCCAACGCGACUACCUUCACCUCGGUGUUGGCCAAUGCCAAGCUUGGCAAUGUCAAUGUCCCUCCCCAGAUCGACUACAUGAUCGAGACCGUCACCAACGCCAGCGCCUGGACCAUUCUCUUCACACUGUUGGCCCUCGCCGUCGCAUAUGAUCAGAUCAGCUACAUCAUGUCCAAGGGCACCAUUGCCGGCCCUACCUUCAAGAUGCCCUUCAUUGGUCCCUUCUUGGAGUCCGUCAACCCCAAGUUCGAGGAAUACAAGGCCAAAUGGGCCAGCGGUCCCCUCAGCUGUGUCUCCGUCUUCCACAAGUUCGUUGUCAUUGCCUCAACUCGUGAUAUGGCCCGUAAGGUCUUCAACUCCCCCGGAUACGUUAAGCCCUGCGUUGUCGACGCCGCCCACAAGCUCCUUGGCCCCACCAACUGGGUGUUCCUCGACGGCAAGCCCCAUGUCGACUUCCGCAAGGGACUCAACGGCCUCUUCACUCGCCAGGCCCUGGCUUCUUACCUGCCCGGUCAGGAGCAGGUUUACAAGCAGUACUUCCAAGAGUUCUUGCAGACCACCAAGAACGCUGGCGACAAGCCUGUUCCCUUCAUGCCGCAUCUCCGUGAUCUCAUGACGGCCGUUUCCUGCCGCACCUUUGUCGGCUUCUACAUCUCGGACGAGGCCGUUCGCAAGAUCUCCGCCGACUACUUCCUCAUCACUGAGGCUCUCGAACUGGUCAACUUCCCCAUCAUUCUUCCCUACACCAAGACCUGGUACGGCAAGAAGGCGGCCGACAUGGUCAUCGCCGAGUUCGCCAAGUGCGCCGCCAAGAGCAAGGUGCGCAUGGCUGCUGGAGGUGAUAUUACCUGUAUCAUGGACGGCUGGGUUAAGUCCAUCCUGGACUCCAAGAAGUGGCGCGAGGCCGAGGCUGCCGGUUCCACCGAGGGUCUUGAGAAGCCGACUCCUCUUCUCCGCGAGUUCACCGACUACGAGAUCGCCCAAACCGUCUUCACUUUCCUCUUCGCCUCUCAGGAUGCCACCAGCAGUGCUGCCACUUGGCUCUUCCAGGUCACUGCCCAGCGCCCUGAUGUUCUUGACCGCAUUCGUGAGGAGAACCUCAAGGUCCGUAACGGAAACCGUCAUGCCGAGCUCAACAUGGACCAGCUUGAAUCUUUGACCUACACCCGUGCUGUUGUUCGCGAGCUCCUCCGCUGGCGCCCUCCUGUCAUCAUGGUGCCAUACUUGGCCAAGAAGCCUUUCCCCAUCACCGACACGUACACCGUCCCCAAGGGCGCCAUGAUCAUUCCCACCGUCUACCCUGCGCUCCGCGACCCCGAGGUUUACGACCGCCCCGAUGAGUUCGAUCCCGAAAGAUACUACACCGGCGAUGCUGAGGCCAAGGGCGCGAAGAACUUCCUCGUUUUUGGCGUCGGUCCUCACUACUGCCUCGGCCAGGUCUACGCUCAGCUGAACCUGGCUCUGAUGAUUGGCAAGGCGUCCAUUCUGAUGGACUGGGUGCACCACGCUACCCCAUUGUCUGAGGAGAUCAAGGUGUUUGCGACCAUUUUUCCCAAGGACGACUGCCCUCUGACCUUCAAGGAGCGCGCAUAA
This is a messenger RNA of Colletotrichum chrysophilum, 1599 nucleotides long. RefSeq lists its product as uncharacterized. Gene Ontology annotation, biological process: sterol metabolic process. The record is from RefSeq and is a predicted model, not a curated record. NCBI's taxonomy places the organism in Eukaryota, Fungi, Ascomycota, Sordariomycetes, Glomerellales, Glomerellaceae. The transcript is spliced from 5 exons. Gene Ontology annotation, molecular function: monooxygenase activity; iron ion binding; heme binding. The coding region runs from base 1 to 1599 and encodes 532 amino acids.